Messenger RNA from Anthostomella pinea, 531 nucleotides. NCBI's taxonomy places the organism in Eukaryota, Fungi, Ascomycota, Sordariomycetes, Xylariales, Xylariaceae. The record is from the annotation of a GenBank genome assembly.
AUGUUCGGCAAGGCCCGCCCCGGCACCGGUGCCGUCAACGCCGCCAUGAUCUCGCGGGUCCGCCGGCAGUACGUCGACGACGGCGACGGCGAGCUUGUCUGGUUCUGGUACACCAAGGAGGGCGUCAUCAUCAAAUGGGUGGUCUUCCUCACCAUCAUCGUGCUGUUCGGCGGCUGGAUCGUCGGCGGGCGCAUCCACGCCAAGCGUCGCAUGCGGAAGGGUUUGAAGCCGAUGGCUUAUCAUGGGUGGCUCCUCUCCCGCCAGGAACGCGCGACGGUCGACCCGCAGUACGCCUGGCCGCAGGCCCAGUACCAGCCCGCGGGCCAGGGACCAGCGCCGGGCUACUACGGCAUGCAGCCGAUGCCGCCGCCCGUCUACGACCCGAACCACCGGCCGCCGAUGUACGAGGGCGACGGCGUGCCGCAGCAACAUUCCAAGGUCGAUCCCAGCCAGGCCGGACCUGGUGCCUACGGAAACGCGCCCGAGUAUUCGGCGCCGCCGGGACCGCCGCCCAGUGCUGCUUUUAGAUAG